GCCGUCCAGCAACAUGCUCAGAACAAGCUCCUCCGCCGACACGCAGCAGCUCUCCCGCAGGAGUCCCAGCGCGUGUUUUCCCGCCGAGCGCUGCCCCCGCCGGCCAGCAUGACUCCGGCCGUGGCCCCCACCACCGCCGUCUACAUCGGCGUGGAGGCGGUGAUCGCGCUCUCCUCUGUGGUGGGGAACGUGCUGGUGGUCUGGGCGGUGCGCAUCAACCGCUCUCAGAGGAACACCACCUUCUGCUUCAUCGUCUCGCUGGCCUUGGCGGACAUCGCGGUGGGGGCUCUGGUCAUCCCGCUGGCCAUCACCCUCAGCAUCGGACUCCAGACUCACUUCUACAGCUGUCUGCUGGUCGCCUGCACCAUGCUGGUGCUGACCCAGAGUUCCAUCCUGGCGCUGCUGGCCAUCGCCAUCGACCGGUACCUGAGAGUCAAGAUCCCCAUGAGCUACAAGCAGGUGGUGACCCCUCGCCGGGCAGGGAUGGCCGUGUUGCUGUGUUGGCUGGUCUCCAUCGUGGUGGGCCUCACGCCCAUGUUUGGCUGGAACAACCUGGAAAGUCUGCGGCGGAACAGCUCGCUGCUGACGGACGACCUGCGGGUGAAGUGCGAGUUUGAGACGGUCAUCAGCAUGGACUACAUGGUUUACUUCAACUUCUUCGGGUGGGUGCUGCCGCCGCUGCUCCUCAUGUUGGCCAUCUACGUGGAGAUCUUCUACAUGAUCCACAAGCAGCUGAACAAGAAGGUGACUGUCAGCCACGCCGACCCCAGCCGCUACUUUGGCAAGGAACUGAAGCUGGCCAAGUCCCUGGCGCUGGUCCUCUUCCUCUUCGCUGUCAGCUGGCUUCCUCUCCACAUCCUCAACUGCAUCACUCUCUUCUGCCCCUCCUUUAAAAUGCCAGCGUUUCUUCUGUACAUCGCCAUCAUCCUCACGCACGGCAACUCCGCCGUCAACCCUGUGGUUUACGCCUUCCGCAUUAAGCAGUUCCGCAGUGCGUUUAGGAAAAUCUGGAAGCUGUACUUCCUGUGUCAGGAUCCUGUGGGUCGGCUUCCUCAGCGAGGGAGCCAGAGAGGGAGGAGUCGCGAGCAGCGGCUGAAGCAGAAUGAGGACGACGACGAUGCCGACAGUGUGUGACCUUUGACCUCAGAUGAAUGUGACAGGGUUCGAUAUCACGCCUGGGUGUGACCCUCGUUUCAAGGAGUGAGGACCUGACGUUGCCAGAGUGUUGGGCAGCUGUGUCCCGUGAGGAUGACGUCAUGGGACGUGAGCGAUGGACAUGAUGCUGGACUGACAAGGUUCAGGUGGUUAAGGUCUGCUGCUCUCUUGACAGACAAAGGUGUCCAAACUUGAGUUAAUAGCAGUAGAUCAGUAACACAAUUUUUAACUCCAAUGUUGACAAGGCAAAGUGAAGAUUGUGUUAAAAUAACUGUUUUUCAGCACUAGUGUGCAAUUCUCCGCUGAACUAAGACUUGAAAGUAUAUGCCGUGUGUUGCUUAUCAUGUAUGAAUACACUAACAUCGUGUCCACUUGUUUGUGUUCCUCCCUGUGCGUCACCCACUUCUUCACACUGAGCUGUUGGAUCUACAUGGAAAUAAUGUGAAGCGCCUCGGCUGCCAAAACAAACUAGGAAUGUUCUGGCGCCACCUGUCGUGGAAAGUGGGAUGAGGAGCAAGUCUCCUCUGUCCAUCUCUCCCCAGAAACCUCCUUCAGGAGGGACACAGUGGUGUUCCCAGGCUGUCCAACAAAACCGUGCUCAAUGUUGUGUGCUUGUCAAUAAGGUGUGAACUAUUUAACAAGAA
Synchiropus splendidus (mandarinfish) is the source of this 1799-nucleotide messenger RNA. Its product is annotated as adenosine receptor A1-like. NCBI's taxonomy places the organism in Eukaryota, Metazoa, Chordata, Actinopteri, Syngnathiformes, Callionymidae. Gene Ontology annotation, biological process: G protein-coupled adenosine receptor signaling pathway. Gene Ontology annotation, cellular component: dendrite; membrane; synapse. The coding region runs from base 109 to 1134 and encodes 341 amino acids. The transcript has 3 exons. Gene Ontology annotation, molecular function: G protein-coupled adenosine receptor activity. The record is from RefSeq and is a predicted model, not a curated record.